Messenger RNA from Helicoverpa zea (corn earworm), 3118 nucleotides. RefSeq names its product leucine-rich repeat-containing G-protein coupled receptor 6-like. Gene Ontology annotation, molecular function: protein binding. The transcript is spliced from 2 exons. The coding region runs from base 329 to 2458 and encodes 709 amino acids. NCBI's taxonomy places the organism in Eukaryota, Metazoa, Arthropoda, Insecta, Lepidoptera, Noctuidae. The record is from RefSeq and is a predicted model, not a curated record.
UUGCCAAAGUUACUCUGUCCAUCGGUCCGGGUUUCACGUCUAAACUACUGUGACAAAAAUAUAGAAAUAAUAAAAUAGUUUGGUACCUACUGGGUUAGUUUGGAGUAGCCUGAUAAAAGAAAUAGGUAAAUUAUCCGGGUGCGGGAAGUAGUUCCUUCGGGUCGCACGUGGAACCGCGGGUAACAGCUAGUUACUAAUAUAACGUAAAUAAAUAUUAUUAACAUAGACAGGUACUUCAAUUAUGCACUUUAUAAAAUAAAAAUCUUUAAAAAAUCCUUAUUGUUUUCAGAUUCUAUUUACGGAUUGGCACAAGAGCAAGAUAAACACUAUGAUUCAAGUAUACAUCCAUCUUCUCGUCAUCAUGACGAGUGUGGUACUAUCGUCAUGCUACUGCCCCGAUGAACUGAUCCACGGUACUGGUCCGUGCUCCUUCCGCAUCCACUGCACCGGUGACAUCCGAGGAGUUCGCCUCCCCAUCGAGUGCACCGAAGCUACCAACUUCCCCGUCAACGUCGAAGUUACCAUCACUGACGCCGUCGACGGUUUCGACGAAAACACAGACUUAGAAUUCCUCAAUACAAUCACCAGCCUCAAAAUGACAGGACAAUGGCAACACGCUAAACUAACCAUACUCUCCUACACUCCUAAACUACAAAACUUAGUACUCGUCAACAACUGCAUCCAGAACAUAUCAGGUGGACCCUUCUAUUAUUUAAACAGUCUCAUUACUCUUAAUCUGUCACACAAUAGGUUAACGGACAUUUCUGAACUCUUCCAAUUCGAAAAUCAACCAAAUAAACUAAGAGUACUCUCACUUGCAUAUAAUGCUAUCGAGAUGUUACCAGGCGACGCUUUCGGUGAACUAUCCUCUUUGGUAGAACUUGAUCUGUCAUAUAAUGCUAUCUCUGAUUUAACUGAGGAGCCAUUUUUCAAUCUUACUAAACUAGAAAAGUUAAGAUUGAAUAAUAACAGAAUCAAGGAUUUGAAUGGUGCUGUAAACAGUUUACAAAACUUGAAACAUCUGUAUUUGAGAGGCAAUUCUAUACAACACAUAAACGAAGAGUCACUCAUGAUUAUUAAACACUUAGAAACCUUUGAUAUUUCAUGGAACCAGUUGGAACAAAUUGAGCCGAUCAUGUUCUCAAGGCACUGGAACCAUUUCGGUAACCAUUCCUUUUGUAAAAUCAUUCUCACUGGUAAUCACAUUACUAAUUUACCAAACGCAACUUCCAACGAGAUAUUUUCUAGAUUUGCCAGGAAUUUAGAAAAAAAUAUGAAUAUAAACAUAGUUACUGAACUAGAUUUAUCAUCGAAUGUGAUUUCAAACAUUGAAUACAACGCAUUCCAAUCGUUGAUGCGACUCGUUACUCUUGACUUAUCUAAAAACAAGCUCAUUGACUUUAGAGUCGACGCCAAUGAUCUCGCUGACAUCAAAUGCUUGAACCUGAGUGGUAACUACAUUUCCCAUUUGUAUUACGAAAGUUUCGUAUACAUGACAAACUUGCAGAACCUUGAUUUGUCUCACAACAACAUUAACUAUAUACCCGAUAUGACUUUCAACAACAAUUACAAUUUGAAAUAUGUUAACAUGACUUUCAACGAAAUUGCUAAACUUGAUAAUAUUUACAUAAGAAUGUUCCACCCGGAAGGUGGUAGCUUAGACCUUUCCAAUAACGGAUUGUUCAAGCUUCAUAUACCACACGGGGAAGGCAUAAGACUAGAGAAACUAAUAUUACGAUCAAACAUUAUAUCAGAUCCAACACUAGUAGACCUUAGCCAUCAAACAGAACUGAAACAACUUGACAUGAGCGUCAAUCAAAUUGAAGAUCUGAACUCGACAUCACUCUUGCUACCCGAGUCGACGCUUAUGUAUCUAGACUUGACUUGCAACAAAAUACAAAGCAUAGGUCCGGCGACUUUCAAAAGAGUGCCCCAUUUGAAAACGCUUCGGCUGGGCAACAAUCAGUUGACGAAGUUAGAGUACGGAGCGUUCCAAGGUCUAACCGAUCUCUCGAACCUGGAUUUAUCAUACAACAGGAUUACUUAUUUAGAUUCAAAGUAUUUAUUGGACUUGAAGUAUCUACACGUUCUGUCUUUGAGGUCGAAUGAUAUGAUUUUUUUGGACAUGAACAGUUGGUACGGGCACAAGGUUGAUUUGACGUUGUAUGUUGACAAUAAUAAUCUGACUUGCGAGUGGUUGGGACGGGCCUUGAAGGAUUACAACAACGGGUACACUAGAGUUAGACCCACCGCGUUGGUUGGUGGCAAAGGCAAAAAUACUUUAGAGGGUAUUCCCUGUAUAGCCGAUGAGUCUGAGAGAUUAACCGGUGCUUCUCAAAAUGUACUGGCCGACGAGCGUUUGUUGGUAACCAGUCAAAAGAUUCUAGAAGAGGUACGGCAACAAAAUUAUUACUUUAGGAAAUUUUUUCAGCAACAAAUGGAAAAAUCGAAAAUUUAAAUAGGAUUCAUAUGUUUGGAUAAUUCAGUGUUUAGCUUUAAAAUGUAUGUAUUGAGGGUACUUAUUUGUCUUGGUUAUUAUUUUGAGUGAAUUGUUUAAUACAUUUUUAUAGAAUUAGUAUGCAAGAUAUUUUUCGCAAAACUCUAUAGCGGUCUGCAGCUAGGUUCCGCACCUGAGUAUGCGCAUUUAGAGGCACAGAGUUGGGAAGUUACCUACCUCACUGGCUCCUGCGUGAGCCGCUGAAAUCUAAAAGUGUUUUCUAGCCACUUGGUCAAAAUUCUAUAAACGACAGCCAUUCUGAAGAGAACUUUAGGUUUUCCAUUACUGAAACACUGAGAUUUUUUUACUUUUUAGGAUUUAUGUCUUCGGUUACUCGCUGUCUAACUUUAAGUUAAAUACUAAAGUUAUAAUCUUGUACCUAUAUAAAAUAAAUACGUAAAUGACAAUUUGUAUGAAAAUGCCUGCGAAUAAUCGAUAUAUGUAGUUCUAAAUGGGAAUCAUACCCAGUUUAACCUGAAAUGUUACAGGUAUUAGAAUUGAAUUUAUUUGCUAACAUGUAAGUAUUCGUAGAUAUAAAUAUUCACCCCAGUAUUUACUUAUGUAUUUUGUAAUAAUAUAGUAAUAUUGUGUUCAAUAAAGUUAUAAUUAUAACCGUUAUUA